UCAACGGGUCUCUCUUUCUUUUCUUGGCGUCCAAUUCCUCGUCAUUGUCCUUCCAUUUCAAACACAACAUUGCUGUCAAGAGUCCCUGUCAUUGCGGCAGACUCUUUAGUUCCUGACACCUGUGCUUAUUGCAACAGCAGCUGAAGCCACGAGUCGAGUGCUCAGUCGAGUCGAUCCAUCUUUUGAUCGUCAUUGUCAUUGACGAAAAUGCCGAAGCAUCAACCCUCCCCCAAUGAUGGUGAAGGGAACCAGCUAAAACAUCGACGGGAUCUUUGUGAGUCCACUGCAAGCGAAAAGCUGGAGUCCAUCAUUUUUCAAAGCAUCCAAUGCAACCGCUUGUGCGAUGAAGAUGCGGAGCAAGUUGUUGCCAUUUGCGAGGAACAUCCGUCAUUGGUCACCAGCAGAUUCCACAACAGAAUUACUCCCCUCGCCUUUUUGAUCAUUGGCGGUGCCAGGUUGAAAGUGAUCAAAUCCUUCUGCGAGAAAUUUCCACAAGCCACGAAGCUGAAAUGGAGCCCAAGUACUACGUGGACGGCAGCAGGACUCCCACUCCAAACAGCGUGCCGCAUAGGUGAUCUACUUGCCAGUGGAAUCAUUCCGUUCUUAGCUGAGACCAGCCCUGAGGCAGUAAAUGUUGACUCAAUCGUUAGUCUUUGUCGCAAUAAUCGACCAUUGGUGGACAUCGUGGCGCUGGUGGAUGCCGUCGUUCAAUGCGGCGGCCUCCAAUCCCAGCAAGACCAGGAACAUGUACUGAACAGUGCCUUUGAAUCUUCAAACUAUCAAUACACUCGACAAGAUAUAUUGAAUUACCUCAUUCCAAACUGCCCAAAGCUUUCAAAAUUCCCGGUCUAUGGGUUAUCCUACCACUUUGCAAGCCACUUGGACCAUUGCAGGACCAUGGCGAGACUGUUGCCACAACUUGUCAAGUUGGACGUCAAUAUCAAUUGGAAACUACAUGGAGAAUUCUCUUGGCAGACUUUCACAGAAGCAUUGCAGGGUUCUCGUCAGUUGGAAACCCUUUCGCUGGAGCUUUGGAGCCGCAAGUGCCAAGAAUCGCAUUAUACCCUCUCACGGCCCGUUCCCCUCUGGGUUUGGAAUCCUCUGUAUGCAGCCAUUGGCUCCAUUCCAACCCUCAAGACAUUGUACCUUGCAAGAGUGCUUGGCAUGGCUGAUUCUGUCGGGGGCAUCGCAAUCACAAAGACUGUGGUAAAAGUCUUGGGGCGAAACAGGUUGGAGAGUUUGACUUUGAACGGCUUUCGUGCUGACCUCGACAUCAUAUUUGUCGCAUUGAAGCAGUCUGUGCAUCUUCAACAUAUUGAUAUCAAGGGUUGUGUGGAACAGAAUCACCGUCAGGAGAUUUUGAACCAUGUAAAGGCAGAGAAUGCAACAUUGACUCGCAUUCGAGGCGACCUGCUGGGUCCAACGAAAUUGACUCAACUUGCACCCGGCGUGGACCGGAUGGAACCCAUUGAUGAAGUUGGCGUACAAAUCAACUACUAUUGUGGUCUCAACAAACUUGGCCGGGGCUUGGCUCGGGAUGCGGCAACCUCUGCAGAAGUUCUCGUCGGCCUAUUGAAGGAGGCAAUGCGAGGAGAUUGGAACGCAUCAUGGGCUCCAAAGAAAUUGGGCAAUGUCUUUGGUCUCUUGCGUGAAAACCCAAGCAUCUGGUGCAAAAACUAGUUCUGUUUCUCCAACACGCAGGAGUCGAGUCUGGGAGUUCUUUUCGGGUCUUCUGCAAGUUUGGAACUAA
Messenger RNA from Seminavis robusta, 1750 nucleotides. NCBI's taxonomy places the organism in Eukaryota, Bacillariophyta, Bacillariophyceae, Naviculales, Naviculaceae. The record is from the annotation of a GenBank genome assembly.